Didymodactylos carnosus is the source of this 1368-nucleotide messenger RNA. The record is from the annotation of a GenBank genome assembly. NCBI's taxonomy places the organism in Eukaryota, Metazoa, Rotifera, Eurotatoria, Philodinida, Philodinidae.
AUGAUGCUACUUUUGGUUUACAUCAUCCUGUGGAUCCCAAAUUCCAAUGGAGCAGUAACACACACCUAUGAUUUAUCAACAUAUAUGCCAUCAAAAUUUGUUUCCAUGUUCAGUGUGAGUUGGUAUGGUAUAGGACCGACCGAUCCUCAAGGUCCGGGACCCGAUUCAUACACGAAUCAUUGGUCUGUUGGUGCACAAGGUACAUGUAUUCCAAAUGCAAAUCCCUCAAACUGUUCAACUGAGUAUAGUACUCAACCACAACGACAGAUAUCAUCGCGAUAUCGUCCACUAGCUGGUAUUUAUUCAUCAAGUGGAAAAAAUUUAGAAUCACAACGACGUAUUGAUCUUAUGUUAUCGACACUACGUAAUCAAUCAUCGAGCUCACCCAGUUGUGAUUAUGGUCAUGCUCGUCUCGAUGCUUGGUCUAUACAACUAGAAUCAAUACAACUAUCAUCAAAAUAUUUAUCAAAUCCAUCAUUGAAUGUUGAAAUACCGUAUCAAGCUUAUAUUCAUUUUCUUCAACGUUCAAAAACAAAUUCAAUUAUACCUGGUUAUGAUUCAACAUGGCUAUAUUCUUUUUCAUCAAAUUUAGGUCUGGGUAAAUGUGACAAUUCAAAUCAAACUAAUUCACGUGAUCGUUGUCUAAAUACAACAAUUAAGGACUUUGUUGAUAUAGUCAAAAUGACUAAUAUGUCAACAUCCUACUUAAUUAAUCAAAAACCGGUUAUAUUUAUUUAUACAUCGUUAGGCGGAAAUUUAUUAAAUGCAUCAGAAUGGUCAUCUAUAUGGACAUCGGUACGAAAUCAAGUAAAUCUUGAUUUUUAUGCAAUAGCAACAACAUCGUCAUUAAUUAAUCAAUUUGAUGCAAUAGCACCAUGGGUCGAUUAUGUUGCCUGGACAAUGACAUCAUCAAAUUUACCUACUUAUAAUCGAACUUUAAAAUGGUUAUCACUUGUUUAUGGACCAUUAUUACAAUCUGUUCUUCCCACUGGUCGUGUUAUUAUCGGUGGUUUAAGUUCUGGUUUUGAUGAUUAUACAGAAAGUUGGGGUGCAUGUCAAAAUCGUACAAUUCCAAGAGAAACUCAACUGUUACAAGCACAAUUUGAUUAUUUCAGGAUAAAUCAAAUCACACGUUUAUUUAUUUAUACAUGGGAUGAUUUCACGGAAGGAUCAAUUGUUGAACCCGAUGUACGAAAUGGUACAUGGGCUUUAUUGAAUAUACGACAAAUGAUUGGUACAUUUUAUAAUGAAACACAAAACGUGACGGCUGAUCAAAUGUUAAUUGACCGUUGGACAAACUAUCCACAGCUGAGGAAUUGUACGACGAUACAGGUGACAUCCAUACCCAGCAUUGAUCUAUCCUGUUAA